Eruca vesicaria subsp. sativa (arugula) is the source of this 1823-nucleotide messenger RNA. NCBI's taxonomy places the organism in Eukaryota, Viridiplantae, Streptophyta, Magnoliopsida, Brassicales, Brassicaceae. The record is from the annotation of a GenBank genome assembly.
CGAAGAUCUGUUACUUGAUUCAGGCUUAGCUUUUUUCCCCCAAAUAUCACUUCGUGGAGAUUGCUAGGGUUUCAAUUCUCGCUGCUCUUUUGAUUUCUCGGGAUUCGAUUUUGUAUCAGUUCUUCAAUUCGCUACAUUGGGUAUUUCUAAUCGCGAGAAAGGACGCUUUUUGUUGAUUCCCGAGGUUCGUUUCCUGCAUCCUCUCUCUGUAGUUUCGAUCAAGGGAUUGAGUGUAGGGUUUAACUGUUUCGAUCUAGCAUUCGUGGAAAGUUACAUCUUUUGAUGAGGAAGAAGCGGAAAGGAACUGAAACCGAGAGUUCAGAGGAGUUAUCACGAUCAUCCAACUUCAGGUCACACUUCUCGUUAGAAGGUUACGUUAGACUUAAGAAACGUUGCAAGGAGAAUGAUGACUCUGUUGGUUCCUUUAAGAGACGACUCGCUGGCGUUGCUACUGCACCUCCUUGUGGUGCAUCAUCUUUAGUUUCAUCAGGGAGAGGUCUAAAGAGGAAGAUAGGUUGCAUUGAUGUUUCUACACAGACCGGUAGGAAGAAUAAGAUUGAUGAUGACUAUGUGUUUGGUCCUAGUAUAGGGAAAGGUAAAUUCGGAUUAGUUAGGAUCUGUAGGUCGAGGAAUAACGGGAUGGAUUUUGCUUGUAAGACUUUGAAGAAGGGAGAGGAGACUGUUCACAGGGAGGUUGAGAUUAUGCAGCAUUUGUCUGGUCAUCCUCGGGUUGUGGCAUUGCAUGCUGUGUAUGAGGAGUUGGAUUGUUUCCAUCUUGUGAUGGAGUUGUGUUCUGGUGGACGUUUGGUUGAUCAGAUGGUUAUGGAGGGGAAGUAUUCUGAGCAGCGAGCAGCUAAUAUAUUCAAGGAUCUUAUGCUAGUAAUUAAGUAUUGCCAUGAGAUGGGAGUUGUGCAUAGAGAUGUGAAACCUGAGAAUAUUCUCUUGACUUCUGCUGGGAAGAUUCAUCUUGCUGAUUUUGGGCUUGCCAUGAGAAUUUCAAAAGGUCAAACAUUGUCUGGAUUGGCAGGAAGUCCUGCUUAUGUUGCACCUGAAGUUAUUUCUGAAAACUAUUCAGAGAAGGUGGACAUUUGGAGUGCAGGAGUCCUCUUAUACGCUCUUUUGUCUGGUGUACUCCCUUUCAAGGGAGACUCUCUGGAUGCCAUUUUCGAAGCAAUAAAGAAAGUGAAGCUUGAUUUCAACUCGGGUGUGUGGGAGUCCGUGUCCAAACCAGCCCGUGAUCUAUUGUCAAGAAUGCUAACUAGGGACGAAUCUGCAAGAAUCUCAGCGGAUGAAGUGCUAAGGGAUCCAUGGAUACUCUUUUACACAGACAGGACACUCAAGACGAUGUGUAUAAAUUCUAAGCACAAGGGUCAAGCAGGACCUCCUCCGUGUCUUCAGAUUCACAGUCUGAUAGAGAAAAUUGACCUAAACAGAACUAACAUAGAGAAGAAGACGACAUCUGAUUCAUUCUCAAACACAGAGGAGGAGGAAGAAGAUGAGAGCGGUGUGGUGGAUGUGCUUGUGGUUGCUAUCUCCAACGUGAGGAUCUCAGAACCAAAGAGAAGCAGAGUGUAUAGUCCAACAAGCAUCCCCAUUGAACAGCAACACUCUUCUAACUUGACCACGGCUAAUACACUCUGUCGAGCCUUCUGACACAAAACUAGCCUUCACACACAUGAUAUGAUUAUCUUAGUGACUCUUUUAUUAUACCAUUAAUCAAAAUAGCUCUCUAAUAGUUGGAUUUGAUUUGAUUCCCUUUUUACAUUUCUCUCUAUGUUGUACAGAUCAUGUAAAUAGAAUAUUCUAAAAUGUUUGAUUCGAUU